Molecule: messenger RNA, 959 nt
Organism: Cuscuta campestris
Lineage: Eukaryota; Viridiplantae; Streptophyta; Magnoliopsida; Solanales; Convolvulaceae
Source: the annotation of a GenBank genome assembly
UGCAGAAUGAACCCGAUGAAGAUAGCGAUGAUGAGGAAGAUGGAGAUAUAAACUCGAGCCGAAAAGUAGCCCCUGAAUAUAAACAUAUAAUUACCAUUCAUGCUGGGAAGCCUAAAGGUGGUUUAGAUGUAAGCCUGAAAGUGGAUUCUGAAAAAGUGAGACGACUCAGCUUAAGUGAGGAGAAACUUGAAGAUGCUGCAGAAACUCAUGGAAGAGAAAUUGUCAGGUUCACCCAGAGGAAUAUUCUUAGAGUCUACCCAAAGGGUAUUCGUGUAAACUCAUCCAACUACAACCCACUGAUUGGAUGGAUGCAUGGAGCUCAAAUGGUUGCUUUUAACAUGCAGGGACAUGGAAGAUCACUUUGGUUGAUGCAUGGAAUGUUCAAAUCCAACGGUGGGUGUGGUUAUGUGAAGAAACCGGAGUUUCUAUUGAAGUCUGGUCCUCACGGCGAGGUCUUUGAUCCUAGAGCUGAGUUACCUGUGAAGAUAACUUUGAAGGUGAAAGUCUAUAUGGGGGACGGAUGGCACAAUGAUUUCCACAAGAAAGAUUUUGAAGUCUUUAGCAAGCCAGAUUUCUAUGUUAGGGUAGGAAUUGUUGGAGUCCCUGCUGAUAGCAAAAUGAAGAAGACAGAAACAGUGGAUGACAAUUGGAGACCUGUUUGGGAUGAGGAAUUUCAGUUCCCAUUAACUGUCCCGGAACUGGCUCUUCUUCAGAUUGUAGUUAAUGAGCAUGACAUGUCUGAAAAGGAUGAUUUUGGGGGACAAACAUGCCUCCCCGUAUCCGAAUUACAAAGAGGGGUUCGCGCAGUUCCUCUUCAUGAUCGCGAUGGAGUGAAGUUUGGCUCUGUGAAGCUGCUAAUGCAUUUUGAUUUUGUGUGAGUGCAUUUGCUGUUUUUUCUUUCUGUAGUAGUGUAGAGACUAUGGGCUUGUUUUCUUCAACGAAUGAUUCUGAUCUGAUUG